Molecule: messenger RNA, 1171 nt
Organism: Oncorhynchus nerka (sockeye salmon)
Lineage: Eukaryota; Metazoa; Chordata; Actinopteri; Salmoniformes; Salmonidae
Product: ubiquitin-conjugating enzyme E2 A
Exons: 6
Coding region: 180-638 (152 amino acids)
Biological process (GO): protein polyubiquitination; DNA repair; proteasome-mediated ubiquitin-dependent protein catabolic process
Cellular component (GO): HULC complex
Molecular function (GO): ubiquitin conjugating enzyme activity
Source: RefSeq, a predicted model, not a curated record
AUACCAAUACUCACCCCUCUUUUCCUUGUGAGUGGUAACGUUAGUAGUGGCUAGCCCAGCCAGCUCCUGUCUGAGGGGGAGAAAGACUCGUGUGAAGUAUAAUCAUUACUGUGAAAAUCGUUUGUUUCAAAACGUGUGACUUGCAACCAUAUGCGUACGUUUUAGUUCAACUGAAUAAGAUGUCAACUCCAGCAAGACGACGUUUAAUGAGGGAUUUUAAGCGGCUUCAAGAGGACCCUCCUGCAGGAGUUAGUGGAGCCCCGUCGGAAAACAAUAUCAUGGUAUGGAAUGCCGUAAUUUUUGGCCCAGAGGGAACACCUUUUGAAGAUGGAACUUUCAAACUCACAAUAGAAUUCACAGAGGAAUACCCUAAUAAGCCUCCAACUGUGCGUUUUGUCUCCAAAAUGUUUCAUCCAAACGUCUACGCAGAUGGUAGUAUAUGCUUGGACAUUCUUCAGAACCGCUGGAGUCCAACUUAUGAUGUUUCUUCAAUUCUAACUUCAAUACAGUCUUUACUGGAUGAGCCGAAUCCCAACAGCCCAGCCAACAGCCAGGCGGCUCAGCUAUAUCAGGAGAACAAGCGGGAGUACGAGAAGCGGGUGUCUGCCAUCGUGGAACAGAGUUGGCGUGAUUGUUGAUCCCCUCACAAAGUAUGAACAAUAUCCAGCCUCAAGUCAAAAAGAGAACAGAAGAAAAAUAUCUCAAAGGAAAUGAAAUACACAUGGUUUGAAUCUUUCUCUGCCGUAUGUUUGUUUCUCUUCAUGCAUAAUGCUCCUCCUGGACAAGAGCACAUCAAAGUAAAUGUACCUUGUUAUAUCUAGGUUACUUACAAUGUCAUUUAUCCCCAUAUUUUUUUUUAUUUUUUUUAUCCUUGCACAUAAAGGUACUGUGGGGGGGGGGGUUCGAGUUACUCUUGUCAUUUUAGUGUUUUAAGUCUUUGGCUUGUAGUGUGAUUUUGCUGUAUUGAUUCAGAUAAUUGUGUAUGUCCAGAAGUUUGAGGGUUUUUGCUGUGGUUUGACUGUUUUGUUUCUAGCUUUCACACGGUUGCCUUUUUGGAGCUAUAGCAUGAUAGUAUUCCAACUAAGAAACAAUUUGAUGAACACCUGUCAUGGACUUUUUUCCAACCAAUGUCAAUUUUAAAACCCUACCUUUUUUUUACAUGCACAAACCA